UCGCGUUUCAUUUUGCUGUUUAACUUUUUCAUAUGUUUUCUUUGUUUAAACAAUUGUCGUAGUGAUUUAUUUGUCUAUUCUUAAAAUCUUGAACAUAUAUUAUUUAAUAAUAAUUGGAAAUAUAUACUUCGAUAUUAUCUGAAGGAAGGUUACGAAUCGACACGCCAGGUCCGGGUUGACGAACCCUCUGAAAGAGGCGGACACGUCGGUUCUCUAAAAAUGCAGCGCGUCGUUAGAGCUUAACACGCCUAUGAAUCGUGUGAACGGAAAAUAAUAAACGACAUUCUUAAAAUUAAAAGAUAAACGAGAGCGCAAAAAGAGCAAUCGUAUCAUCAUUGUACUUGGAGUGGAAAGGAAAUCGAUCGAAAAAAAAAGAUCGAGAUGUGUAAUCGAAACGACAACGAUGACGAUGACAACGCCGCAUUGUUGGAUCGCUACUUCGAAGGAAUCGAGUUUCAAUCUCGAAUCGAAGGAUUUUGAAGCUCGAUCAAUUUGUAGUAAAGACCCGGAAGCCGCUAUAUUGGAGAAGAAGCGAGAAAGCGGCGUGCCGCUCUUCUGUGUACCGCGGCAAAGGCGAUCGUCGCAGCCUGAAAAUAAUGAAGAGAUGAUCGCAAGCCUAUCGAUACACAGUGGCGGCGGAGGAGGUGGAGGCGGCGGCGGUGGAAGCAGCGGAGGUAGCAGCGGAGGGCCGAGCAGCCGCGUGGGUCGUGGAUUGGCCCUUCACAGGUCCAAUUCGAGCUUGGAGCUUCCUCACAGUCCAGACCCUGCCUCUCGAGUGCCGGAGACUCCCCUGCGUAGGGAGUAUGGAUCUCACGGAAGCAUCGACGUAGUGGCACAAUCGGGAGUGAUGAUCGGGGAAAAUCUCUUCGCUAUGCUUCAAGACUUGAGGCCGUCCGCGUCGGUGGCCUCGUCGACGCCCGAUCAACGGAAUUCAGUCGGCGUGGAGUACCUGAGACGCGUCCCCGACGGCCAAUCGGUCGACGUGGACGAAGUAUGCGGCCCGACCGGCAACUCCAGCCCGAAAUUACGAUUGAAAUUGCACAGACUGUGGGGAGCUAAGGCGGCGCCACGCGCCAUGGAGGAGAGCAGCUGCGGCAGCCCCGUCGUUUCGGCCGACGUCGAGGAGAGGCACAGAAGGCGGGCGUUCGCCCAUUACGAUUGCCAAUCGCUCACAGCCAAUCUCGGCUACGCUGCCAAGCUGAGGGGCAUCCUUCUCGCGCGCAGAAGGAACACCGCGACCGGCGCCUCGGCCGCGAGCUCCUUCAGAGCGUCGACACCCGACGAAACCCCCGAGGAAGAUGCCGGCGAUGGCAGAGGUAACGACUUGUUGGAGUCGUGCCCCUUCUUUCGAAACGAGAUCGGUGGCGAGGGGGAGCGGGAGGUGGGGCUGACUCGAUGCUCCCCGGGCAACGGAGUUCACAGACCGUCCCUGUCGUACGGCGUCGCCGUUUUGGAACCUGGGCCCGGGGAAACCUCCUGGAAGCACACUUGCCCCCUUCAGAAACGGCCGCUCCCUAUCGAGAGCGUCGACGAGGGUGCUCAUUAUUACAGACGGUAUUUCCUCGGCCGAGAGCAUCAGAAUUGGUUCGGUAUGGACGAGCAGUUGGGCCCCGUAGCCAUCAGUAUUCGAAAGGACACGAACCAGUACAGGAUAAUCGUGCGCACGUCGGAGCUGCUUACGCUCCGCGGCUCCGUCCCGGAGGAGGCGUUGGGCGGCAUAAGGCCGCAGGGCAGGGUGCCCACCAGGGAGCUGUUGGAAUUGGUCGCGCCCGAGGUGCAACUCGGCUGCCUCCGCUCGGGGACGGCCGCCGCCGAAGAGGCACUGGCCAGACUGGACGAGCAGGGGUUGUCCAACAAGUACAAAGUCGGUGUCCUGUACUGUAGGUCCGGCCAAAGAACCGAGGAGGAGAUGUACAACAAUCAACACGCGGGGCCCGCCUUCCUCGAAUUUCUCGACACGAUCGGCCAAAGAAUAAGGUUAAGGGGGUUCGAGGGGUAUAAGGCGGGCCUGGACACGAGGACCGACUCAACCGGCACCCACGCGGUUGCCGCGACCUACAGAGGGGCGGAAGUGACGUUUCACGUGUCGACCAUGCUACCGUUCACUCCGAACAACAGGCAACAGUUGCUCAGAAAGAGGCAUAUUGGAAACGACAUAGUCACGAUCGUUUUUCAGGAACCUGGCGCGUUGCCUUUCAGUCCGCGGAGGAUACGCUCUCAAUUCCAACACGUUUUCAUCGUGGUCAGGGCUGUCGAUCCAUGCUCUGACAACACUCAGUACAGAGUGGCGGUAUCCAGAAGCAAAGAAGUGCCGAUUUUCGGCCCCCCUGUCCCUCAGGGCGCCACGUUUACCAAGGGGAAAACAUUCGCCGAUUUCAUCCUGGCAAAAGUGAUCAACGCGGAAAAUGCUGCGCAUAGAUCGGAAAAGUUCGCAACCAUGGCAACCAGGACGAGGCAGGAAUACUUGAAAGAUCUCGCAACGAAUUAUUCUUCAACAGCCGUGGUUGACACCGGACAGAAAUUUUCUAUGCUGUCGUUCAGCAGCAAGAAGAAAACUGCGGUACGACCAAGAUUAUCCUGCGACGCGAUGCAACGCGGAGCCAUAUGCUGGCAGGUGAUACUUGAGGACAGCAAUCAGAACACGGAUUGCUACCUGGGAGUAAGCAUAGAUACGAUCGUCCUGAUCGAGGAACAUUCGAGACAAAUUGUAUUCGUCACUCCAUGCGUGAGCGUGCUGGGAUGGCACGCCCAAACUAACAGCUUGAGAUUGUACUAUCACCAAGGAGAAUGUAUCACGAUUCACGUGCGCGGUGAUUACGGGGAAAGGGACGAGUUAAUGGAGAUAGUUGCUCGUCUACGCGCCGUAACACCAGGAGCACCGGCCACCGAACUAUCCUUGAAGAGGAACAGCUUGGGACAAUUGGGUUUUCACGUUCAACCCGACGGAGUGGUAACGCAGGUCGAGAGUAUGGGGCUCUCCUGGCAAGCGGGGCUGAGGCAGGGAUCCAGGCUCGUCGAGAUCUGCAAAGUAGCUGUGUCCACUUUGAGCCACGACCAGAUGGUCGAUUUGUUGAAAACGAGCGCUCAGGUCACUGUCACUGUGAUACCACCGAAUAACGAUGGUAAUCCAAGGAGAGGCUGUACGCUGCAGAAUUGCCAAUACUUGUCGAGCAAUUACGAGGGGGAUUACGAAAAUGUAACCAGUCCGGAUAACACGCCAACUCAGCAGGCAGCUAUGCCCCAUCAGAAACGGUACGAGAGAUCUUUCAGCCCACCACGAUCGAGCAACAGUUCCGGUUAUGGGACAGGAUCUAGCUCCAGAUCGUUCAACGAUCCGCGUUUCCCCAUGGAAGGCACGAUGACGAGUAGUAGUAGCGGGCACAGUAGCAACGAAGAUCGUUGGUACGAGCUGUUGGAACCGCAGGAUCAGGAAAGUGCAGGGUAUCGUACCAAUGGCGGCACUCCCCCACCACCGCUUCCAGCUAGGCAAUCAUUUCAGAUGAUCGCUUCGAAAUCUUCUCAGAAGAAGGAUAAAGAGUCCCAUUACGCGAGCGCUAAACAAUUUUCCGAGAGUUCGAAGCACCACGGCCACGAUCAUUAUCAGAAAGAGGGCAAUUACGUGUCACCGAAAGUGGUACAGGAUAACAUGAGACACGAGAAUUAUCAAAGGCAAUUGGACAACGCCCAUCGUAAUCAGGACCACGUCUCCUCUAAUUACGUGAAGCUUCAAAAGGAGAAAUACGAGAUGAAGCAAGAAAAUUUAUACGCGUCCCAGAGAGAGCUUCAAAAGAGCGAUAUGCAUUACGUAACUCAUCAAAAGUUGAGCGCAUCCAACUCUUUACCCUUAGCCCAGAACGCAGCUUACAGUCUUCCAAAGUCUAGCAGUAAUAACAAUCUCGGUAGAUGCAACGAAGGAUACGAGCACGAAGGGAAACAGGACAGAAAUUCGAAGUACGACGGGCAGGAUGAAAAAUUGUUGGAUAGAACGUCGUGCAAAUACGAGCAGGAUAUAAGGGGCCACGAGGCUAAGAGAGGGUCGACGAUCAAUUACGAUUAUCCCGAGGAGAUAUACGAGAGACGAAACAGCAAAUACGACAUGGAUGUGUCGAAUAAGUAUGAAAUCGAGUGUCAACACAAUAUCAAUAUCAACGAGAGGAAGCACGGCGAUAAUCAAAUUGAAUCUAAUCGGGACACCUCCAUACGAUACGAUUUGCCGCACGAGUUCAAAGUUGGGGAGAAGGUUACGUGUUUGAAAACUACCAUCACCGAGAGGCCCGUCCCCCACAAGAUAAACAUCGAGUAUCGCCAAACGAAAGACUUCGCCACAAGUCUCCCCCCCGAAAUGAGAAUCGUCGAUGUCAAUUGUCCGGAGGUGGCUACAUUACCGAGCGAGGAUGAAUUGUCGAACGGAUCCGGGAGCGUGUCACCCCGGCUGAGAAGAGCGAACAAAUCGCACCGUGGGGGAAAUCUAACGCCUUCGAGCGGUGGUUCGAGGAAUCAGAGUCCGAGACCGAAGCCGGGCGUGCGAAAUUCGCACAGAAAUUCGGCGAAUUUAACGUCGAGUACGCUUCAGGAAGAUCUGAUGAAACUGAUCAAUCCCGAUUAUAUCGGCGACGAUGAUCAAAUAAUAACGAAUAACAACGUGACCGGGAAUGCGUUGAUCGCCAAUCAGAAUCCGAACAAGAUGAACAACAACAAUAUGCUCGAGAUACAGAACAGGUGUAGAUCGAGAGAGAAUUUGUGCGGUGGUAAUGGGAACGCGUUGACCGUGUUGCCGGCUAACGGCCAGGAGAACGGCAACACUGGAUCCGAGGUGAUUUUGACGAUGGCCAGGCCAGCAACGGUUAUUUCGAAUGCAAGCACAGCGUCGAGUCCCGCGCCGAGCGAGAACAAAUUGUCGAAGGAAGAGAGAUUGUCACCGCGCGUUACCAAACCUCCCCAAUCGAUUUCCAAAGCAUCGGCCAACUUGACACCGUCCAUCAAAGACAUCGCGAAAAAUCAUAACGAUACGGACGUGGACCGUUGGCCACAAAUUCACCACGUGGAUUCUAGAUCGAAGCAGCACGCCCAAGAAUGGCCCGACGAGAGACUUAUCGAUGGAUGCAAUACCAUCGCAAAUUCCGUGUCGGAUUUGCAGUCUCAUUUGUCCACUCUUGAACUGAGAGUAGCCAGAGAAACUCGUCGAAGGCUUUCCUUGGAGGACGAAGUGCGUCGUUUGCGGGACGAGAACCGACGUUUACAGGAUGAAAGUCACGCGGCUGCGCAACAACUUCGACGUUUCACCGAAUGGUUUUUUCACACGAUAGAUCAUCAAUAAUAUCCAAACAAAUAUCGUAAUUCGAGGACAAUCGUUCGAACAUGGAGCACAUGGAGUUUUCUUUUUCUUGUUUCUUUUUUUUCUACAAUCCAUCGUUCUAAAAUUACAAUCAUUUUGUUUUUUCUUUUUUUUCAUAAGAGCAGUAUUAGUUUCGCGUUUUCUCGAACAUAGACUAUCGCGUAUUCUCUUAGAGAUUAAGAGGCGAAUAAAAAAGAAGGCAAUUUUAAAAUCGUUGCACGUUAAAGUGAAUUCUCAAGUAUGUAUACGUGUAAUGCGCAUUUGUUCGCGAUAUCAUCACGAGCAUGCAUGCUCGGUAUUCUGUAUUAUAGAUGUUAUACUUUAGGUAUAAUAAGGUAGCUAAUAAGAGUACAAUAUAAGUUACCAUCGUGUCACGCUCCAUCGAACUCUCCAUCAAAUGUUUGAGAAAAAAAAAAAAAAAAAAAAAAAAAAAAAAAAAAAAAAAAAAAAAAAAAAAAAAAAAAAAGUAGCGUGUAGAUGAGAGUAGCCAGCUCUAGAAAAUUGACUCAAAGAACGUUGCUUUGUUCACGAUGCGCGUUGAUCACGAUUACAUCUCACUUCAAAAAAAAAAAAAACGACCAAAUAUUGUUAGUUGUUUAAGAAUCACUUUAAUUCAUUCGUAAUUUAUUACGUAUUUUUUUAUAUCAUCGUUAAAGGAUCGUUCUCGUGCGUGUUUUUGCGAAUUGAAACAUUCCUCGAUUAUCAAAUCCUUCGCCAACCAUCUUUGCGAACCUGCCUUGGCUGAACGAGACUUAUUAAACGCGUUCGUUAAAUUGGAUCUUCUUCUUCGCAACUGAUAAAGACGUGAUCCGUCGACAAACGAUAAACUGUAAAGCGAUGAGACAAAAAUCGAUCAAUAAAAAGAAAUGCACACCUCAUAUGAGAGAGAG
This is a messenger RNA of Apis laboriosa (Himalayan honeybee), 6225 nucleotides long. Its product is annotated as signal-induced proliferation-associated 1-like protein 2. The record is from RefSeq and is a predicted model, not a curated record. Gene Ontology annotation, biological process: regulation of small GTPase mediated signal transduction; activation of GTPase activity. Gene Ontology annotation, molecular function: GTPase activator activity; protein binding. NCBI's taxonomy places the organism in Eukaryota, Metazoa, Arthropoda, Insecta, Hymenoptera, Apidae. Gene Ontology annotation, cellular component: cytoplasm. The transcript is spliced from 14 exons. The coding region runs from base 404 to 5317 and encodes 1637 amino acids.